AUGGUGUUUCACGAUCAAGUAGAUUGGCGAAGUCUCGAGGAUUCGUUAGCACUAGAUGUCCGUCUUAUCGAGUCUUUGGAUGAAAAACGGUUUGCCAAAGUGGAUGUGCUUGUAGCGCUAGAAAAGACAGCGGGGUAUCUCGAGAAGCGUCCGUGGCUGCGUGUUCUUCACACUCGACUCGCCUGCGUGUCAUUUGAGAAGGAAGGAGCGAGUUUACACGACUUCGUUCGGUCUCGUCAACGAGACCGCACAGUGAGUCUACGUGACGUCAGACGUCGACUUGAAGCCAUUUACGCUGAUGCCAAACUCUCGACAGAAGUUGAAGAGAGACACAAGAACUUCGUCGCGCAGGCUCGAGCUGUGUCUCCGUGGUGUGUUCGAAAUCCAAAGUGGCUACAUUCGUCUCCAGCUCGACAGCUCUACGGUGUUCAUAUACUACCCCCACGUCGUGUGACGGAGGAAGAGCUGCAAGCCCAACGUGAGUGUGUGGCGAGCCACGCGCGCGCAGUUGUCAGUGCUGCUGUGGGUGUCGUUAUGGACAAGAUGUUAGCACCUUAUCUAACGCGACCAAAGACAACAGAGAGACGCACCGGCCGACCCGAGCGUGACGAUCAGCUGCGAGCGCUGAGACUGGAACUUCUAGCGCCCACAGCUGAUCUCGUCAAUACUGAAGCCGAAGCUACGAAGAAGAAGAGUAAGGACGAAAUUGCUCGAGUGAUGAUGCAACUAGCGACUGUGGAAGCUCAAGGCGACGCUCGCUUGGCGCGUAAAGUACUUGACCACAGUAUUGUGCAGUCUGGACUGCGUCGUGCGGCUGAACAAGCUAACCGUCUUGGAAUUACAAGGCAACCGUGGGAGGUGCUCAAACUGUGGCGCGAGUUAUAUCGUGAUUCGACGCUACAGGCGCUAGACACAGCACUUCACGCCUAG
This is a messenger RNA of Phytophthora infestans T30-4, 930 nucleotides long. RefSeq lists its product as uncharacterized. Bases 1 to 930 code for a protein of 309 amino acids. Lineage: Eukaryota; Oomycota; Peronosporomycetes; Peronosporales; Peronosporaceae. The record is from RefSeq and is a predicted model, not a curated record. The transcript has 3 exons.